AUGAAGCCUUCUCAAGUCUUGCUUGCUGUUGCUGCUGUUGGCGUCAACAUUGCCUCUGCUGCCACACCUCCGGGUUCAACUCCUCAGGUUGCUAAUACCUUGGGCAUUCAAUUCGGCAAGAACAAUGUCCAGCCCGGCGAAAUGAUUGAUCAAGCUGUCGCCGACGCAGGCCAACCAACCCUCUACUUCCCGUCCCCUAAACUCAACAACCGCAACCUCGCAAAGCACAAGUCUCCCCAAAAAGACAAAACCUACAUCUUCACCAUGGUAGACCUGAACCUGCCCUUCUUCGCCCUCCCCAACACCACAGACUUUGCCUCUCUUGUCCCCGGUAUUGGUCCCAACCGCACAACCCGCCUGCACUGGUUCGAAUACAACGUGCACACCAUUCCUCCCCACCUUGAGCUCAAAAACUUCUCGACGCCAAUUGCAGACUACGAAGGUCCUCAACCCCCUCAAGGAGAUGAACCGCACAAUUAUGUGAUUUAUUUGUUUGAGCAGCCAGAGGGCUAUAAGCCUGAUUUGAGUGCUAAGGCCAUGUAUGCUAAUUUCAGUUACCUUGGAAGAAUGAACUAUUCGAUCAAGGCUUUGGAGGAGGAAGUUGGCAAGCCUAUUGCUGCUAAUUACUUUGUGGUGCAGAAUGAGAAUAACACCAAGAGUUCUUGA
Messenger RNA from Aureobasidium melanogenum CBS 110374, 666 nucleotides. Its product is annotated as PEBP-like protein. The transcript has 2 exons. Gene Ontology annotation, biological process: regulation of Ras protein signal transduction; regulation of proteolysis. Gene Ontology annotation, molecular function: phospholipid binding; peptidase inhibitor activity. The coding region runs from base 1 to 666 and encodes 221 amino acids. The record is from RefSeq and is a predicted model, not a curated record. Lineage: Eukaryota; Fungi; Ascomycota; Dothideomycetes; Dothideales; Saccotheciaceae.